GAUUAAACGAAGUGUCCAUAAAGAGUCUGUAUUCAAAAACGUCACGAAUGCAAAACUGAUUUGACUUUAAAUUCGCAUUUUAAAAUAAAAUAAUGGUGUUUAUGACGGAUGUUUGCUUCCCCAGUACAGCGAUUAUACAAGAUUAUGCAACCGUCUCUCGUUCUUGUAAUGUAAACAAAAUAUUACGUUAUUUUAAUGGGACCGUUCUAAAUGCAUGUUCGUGUACAAGUGUUUGUUACGGAAGAUAAAGAUGGACUUCACUUCAGGUUAAAGUUUAUAUUAUUUUUUUUGACGUUUUGGAAUACCGUUUAAGCGUGCAUAUCAAUGUCAUUGACUCCAACAUAUAUCAACAAAAAGCACUGUUAGAGAAAUUCAAUAAACCAGUUGUGUACGAUUAAUUUUAAGGAUAUAAAAUCAAAAUUAUUGGAAUAAAUAAAUGAAAUAUAAAACGAUACUUGGUAAACUCAAGCCUUGAUUGACUAGAAUCUGCUAUUAAAUUUGUUCACUGGAAAACUACCAAACUGUAUUACUUGGAUCAAGAAACAAAUAUAAGGAAAUAAAGGAACUUUUCAAUCCACAUCAACUCUACCCCAAGACACAGUUAUGUGGUCGUGGCAGCGCCUGGCAGCGGUCGUGUGCACGUUCGGCUUCUUCAAAGACUUGCGCCCCUCGGAGGCGUACCUGUCCGCAUACUUGACCGGACCUUGGAAGAAUCUCACGGAGGCCCAAGUGGACAAUGAGAUCUACCCUUGGUGGACCUAUUCCUACCUUCUUUGGUUGAUCCCGGUUCUUCUCCUGACGGACUACUUUCGCUACAAACCGACGCUGGUAAUUGUAGGAGUGGCCUACAUAAUAACGUGGGUACUACUUCUUUGGGCGCAAGGCGUUCCCGCUAUGAGACUCAUGCAGGUCACGUACGGUCUCGCCACUGCCGGGGAAAUCAGUUAUAUGUCCUAUCUUUUCUCCGUGACUCCUGUGGAAUAUUUCCAGAAAAUAUCUGCCUUUACUAAGGCGGCAUCGUUGAUGGGAAAGUUUGUUGCUUACCUUUGUGGGCAGCUUCUGACCAUGUUUAAUGUCCUCGACUACUUUCAGCUGAACAUUUUUUCAUUCGUGAGCGUAAUAAUUGCUUUUUUGAUCAGCGUCAUCCUUCCAAGGGCACUGUACUCGGAACUAUUUAAUCCGCGUAGAUUUACCGACGAUUACAAUGAAAAUGGUCCGGAUGAUGGCAGUUCAGGUACUCGCGAGCAACACAAAGAAACGCAUGAUUUGGUAGAAGACCCAUGUGGAGGGAGAGGCUUCCUAAAUCAAACAAAAUCCCUCAUUAUAUUCCUUGCCAAGGAACUGAAAACGAUUUACACGAACAAAACGAUUCUCAUUUGGUCUAUUUGGUGGGCAUUUGCCUCGUGUGGGAAUUUCCAGGUAGGGAAUUACAUUCAGAACCUGUGGUUGAUCCUUACGCCAAAGACAUUCAACCACACCAAGAGACAUUUGUACAACGGUGCCGUGGAGGCGGCAGGAACUUUGCUUAGUUCCGGCAUGGUUCUACUAAUCGGUUUCCUGCCCGUUGAUUGGUCAGUGCCGGUCAGGAGCGAGCUACUGAUGCUUGUUGUUUGCGCACUGAACGCCGUGAUUCUCGUUAUCAUGGCAACCACUAGCAGCCUAUGGGUGUGCUACGUUCUUUACGACGUGUUUAGAACAACAUACCAGAUUGUGCUGACCUUAGCAUCAGCCCAGAUAGCUCGCAAUCUUCAAAGACAGCGGUGUGGCUUUGUGUUCGGCUGCAACACGUUCCUGGCGCUUCUCAUCGAAACCAUUCUCACCGCAAUUGUUGUAGACCAGGCAGGCUUGGACGUCGACGUGCAAACACAGUUCAAGGUCUACGGCGGCUAUUUCGGCGUGAUGGCAGUACUAUUCACAGUGUACGUCUGUGCUAAUGUCUGGAAACUUCGGCAACGCACAUGUAACGUCCAAGAAAUGGAAAUACGUGAGCAGGAUGACAGUUGAAAUUUUCUUAAGCAACUCGCUGGAUCUUCAUCUGAAUUGUACCAAUAUAAUACUUGUGUUUUAAAGUAACAUGAUUACACGACUUGCACAAAUACAUAAUCUAUUUCUGUUUUAUAGGAUUAACCAUGAAAAAAAGUAUUAUUAAAGUGAUAUUAUGGGCAUCUAACAGUUUAUAGGUGUCAAUCGCAACCGUUGUUUAUUUUUGGUGUUUUCACUUCAUAUACACUUAUAUUUGUUAAUGCAGCAUCAACAAACUAAACAAUAUCCCGGAAAGAGAAAAAUAAUGCAUUUGAAUAUCAACCGUACUUUCGUUUGACAACUGAUCAUGCAUGUACGAUGUGAUACUAAAUGUAGUUUUAGUGCAGAUUCGUUCAUACGACACAAAGACACAAUUUUGUUUGACUGUUCAUUUCGUCUUACAUGACUCACCAGUCAUGUAAAAUAUCGAAUAUAAAAUAUAUUUUUUAUAAACAACUGGUAGCAAGAUGAGUUGCAGGAUAAUUGGUCAGUAACCACAUUUUAACUAAAUAUUUUAACCUGUUAAUUCUUUUCAGCUCAAUUCAACAGUGAAAAAUGCCCAUAAUAUCACUUUAAUUUGAAUAGUGUUUUCUAUACGACUGGCAUAGUGUACAUUUAAUUUAUGAUGUGAUAUCCAAAUGAAGGAGUGGGAUGUUGUCAUGGUCGGUAACUCAAUGUGAAAUCAUUACGCAAACUGCAUUUGUUUGUCGGAUGUCAUUUUAGCCAGUGAACUCGCCACAUCUUCAUUAUAUUGGUUGAUGUACGCUCAUGACAAAAUCAUUUGUUCACACAAUUUAAACAGAUUUCUCAACAGCAAGACUCUUGGUGUCGUUUUGUUUCUUAACCAAUUAUUUUCCCUUGUUUCUGACACUUCUGUGAAACAUUAACAGACUUGCAUCGUGCGUGAUCACAAGACCCUUAAGUUAGAGCUUGCUCGGUUUAUAUACUACAACUCUCUAUAUUUUUCAGUAAAUGUGAAAAGUCUAUUCGUAUUUACUGGCAUCCGUAGAAGUAGAACAUAAGCCAGCGCAGAAAAACUUAAAAGUUUCCUUAAUAGUAACAACAGAUGAAUUUUGAUUUUUCUAAAAGUUUGAAGAUUCUUAAUGUUGCAUGAGUUUAAACAUUUUUUUAUUUUAAUGUUACAAAUAAACAGUCUUCGACGUUAUGCGGUUCAUCGUGGACAGAGUAACCAUUUCUGCCCUGUUCUCCUUAAUUUGCAAUUUAAUUUGAUCAUCACCGUAGUAAUAAUUUGACAUUAUUAUAAUCAUCGAAAUCAUCAUCAUUAUUAUUAUCAUCAUCAUCGUCAUAUCACAUCUUCAUCGCCAUCAUCAUCACUUUCAUUAACGUCAGCAUAAUACGCAGACUUUUUCCUUAUCAACAGAUUUAUAUUGUCAUUACCGGUCAAUUCUAAGAUAUAGAAAUUUCGUGAAUAUUCAUGUCUGGUAACGAAUUAUGGCUCUAAAACAUUUGAUUAAUCUCUCAUGAAGAUGAUGAUGUAAAUAGCAUGUAUUGUAUGCUGAUAUUGUGAUAAGAUGAUACAAAUAGGAUAAUGGAUGAGAUAAUUGUGAAGAUAAUAUCAUGUUAACGAAGACUUUUGAAACCAUGGCGGUGAUUGUAGAAUUGUGUUGUUGUAGCUGAUGAUGACGAUAAUGCUCAGUAUGGUGGGAUGUAUUGCCUUUGUUGUUGUUAAUGAUGAUGAUGUAAUGUUCUGCAGCUGACGAUGAAGAUGGUAAUGAAUAUUUGGAUAACAAUUAAAACCAGUAGAUGUUGAGAAA
Dreissena polymorpha is the source of this 3797-nucleotide messenger RNA. Its product is annotated as thiamine transporter 2-like. NCBI's taxonomy places the organism in Eukaryota, Metazoa, Mollusca, Bivalvia, Myida, Dreissenidae. The transcript has 5 exons. Bases 604 to 2004 code for a protein of 466 amino acids. The record is from RefSeq and is a predicted model, not a curated record. Gene Ontology annotation, cellular component: plasma membrane. Gene Ontology annotation, biological process: vitamin transport; transmembrane transport. Gene Ontology annotation, molecular function: vitamin transmembrane transporter activity.